This is a messenger RNA of Penicillium brevicompactum, 225 nucleotides long. RefSeq lists its product as uncharacterized. Bases 1 to 225 code for a protein of 74 amino acids. The transcript has 2 exons. Lineage: Eukaryota; Fungi; Ascomycota; Eurotiomycetes; Eurotiales; Aspergillaceae. The record is from RefSeq and is a predicted model, not a curated record.
AUGCCACCAAUUCGCUCUCAAACCUCAAAAAAUUCAGCUGAACAAGAGGGUAGGAUCUUAUUAGCUAUCCAGGCUAUCAAAAAACAAGAAAUAGCCACAAUUGCCCUCGCUGCUCGUACGUUUAACAUCCUUUUAUUUGAUGAUCAUGGAGUAGCGCUUCGGUCUAUUACUGUACGAGAAAUUGCGAAUAUUCUAUUUGUAGUGUGUGAAACUAUACCAGUUUAA